This is a messenger RNA of Neltuma alba, 1327 nucleotides long. RefSeq names its product 2-alkenal reductase (NADP(+)-dependent). Gene Ontology annotation, biological process: response to oxidative stress. Gene Ontology annotation, molecular function: 2-alkenal reductase [NAD(P)H] activity. NCBI's taxonomy places the organism in Eukaryota, Viridiplantae, Streptophyta, Magnoliopsida, Fabales, Fabaceae. Bases 99 to 1157 code for a protein of 352 amino acids. The record is from RefSeq and is a predicted model, not a curated record. The transcript has 5 exons.
GCGGAAAGCUCCAGAACUUGUGAUCUGUGGCAGCGAAGUGGUCUCUUGGUUUCUGUUCGAAGGCUCGUUUCAGUGAGGGCGAUAUUGAGAAGGUCACGAUGGCGAACAAUGUCCAAAACAAGCAGGUCAUCCUCAAAGACUUCGUCUCUGGCUUUCCGAAGGAGUCCGAUAUGCUCAUCACCACUUCCUCUGUCAAUUUGAAGCUUCCGGAAGGUUCCAAUGGCGUUUUGGUGAAGAACCUCUAUCUUUCUUGCGACCCCUACAUGCGAGGCCGUAUGUCCAAACCAUUAGUUUCCUCUUAUGUUGAUUCCUUUCAGCCUGGGUUGCCAAUCAGCGGAUAUGGAGUUUCAAAAGUUAUUGAUUCUAGGAAUCAAAACUUCAGAGAGGGUGAUCUAGUCUGGGGAUCAACUGGGUGGGAAGAAUACAGUGUGAUCAGUUCGCCGGAGUUACUGUUUAAGAUCCAACAUAAAGAUCUGCCUCUUUCAUAUUAUACUGGGAUACUUGGUAUGCCUGGUAUGACUGCUUAUGCGGGAUUUUAUGAGAUCUGUGCCCCUAAGAAAGGGGAGACUGUAUUUGUAUCAGCUGCAUCUGGAGCUGUGGGUCAGCUUGUUGGGCAAUUUGCUAAGCUGAUGGGUUGCUAUGUUGUGGGAAGUGCAGGAAGCAAAGAAAAGGUUGACUUGCUCAAGAGCAAGUUUGGAUUUGAUGAGGCUUUCAACUACAAAGAAGAAACCAACUUGGAUGCUGCUUUGAAAAGGUAUUUUCCAGAGGGUAUUGAUAUGUACUUUGAGAACGUAGGCGGCAAGAUGCUGGAUGCAGUGUUACUCAACAUGAGGAUCCAUGGCAGAAUCGCUGUGUGUGGAAUGAUUUCACAGUACAACCUUGAUAAGCCUGAAGGUGUACACAAUCUGAUGCAUCUUGUGAUCAAACGGAUUCGGAUGGAAGGUUUCCUGGUUAAUGAUCAUUACCACCUUUACCCCAAGUUCUUGGAGACAGUGAUCCCCCUCAUCAAAGAGGGCAAGAUUGUUUACGUGGAGGACAUUGUUGAAGGUAUCGAGAAUGCUCCUUCAGCUCUCAUUGGCCUCUUCUAUGGCCGCAAUGUUGGGAAACAAGUGGUGGUGGUCGAUCGACAGUUAUUUUUGACCAAUCAAAGCUUGUGAUUGCUCUGUUGCAAAUUGUCUACAAAUUGCAUUUGAGGUUAAUUUGGCUUUUAAGAUAUGAAGUUUUCAAAACGAGGUAAGUUAUGGUGGAAGGGGAAGCAAUCAUGAAUUUAAAUAGUUUAUACAAUAAGUAAUAAUUUUUGAGUGCUUUCUUAUUCAGAAAUAGUUUU